This is a messenger RNA of Babesia ovata, 1536 nucleotides long. RefSeq names its product Mcm10 replication factor. The transcript is spliced from 6 exons. Gene Ontology annotation, biological process: DNA replication; DNA replication initiation. Gene Ontology annotation, molecular function: DNA replication origin binding; single-stranded DNA binding. Gene Ontology annotation, cellular component: nucleus; replication fork protection complex. The record is from RefSeq and is a predicted model, not a curated record. Bases 1 to 1536 code for a protein of 511 amino acids. NCBI's taxonomy places the organism in Eukaryota, Apicomplexa, Aconoidasida, Piroplasmida, Babesiidae.
AUGGCGGCAAGAAUAGGCGCUCGGCUGCAUAAGGAUGGGAUAGUUGCCAACGGCAUCGAGCUUGUCAUUAGGCGUUGGGUUAAGGGCCGCGAGGAAAUGGGUGCCAUUUUUGCCGACAAAACAACGCAGUUCGCGCAUGUGAAGGUGCUCAACGACUCCAGGAAUACCGACCAGUGUCGUAACAGCCUUAAGCUCGGAAGCAAUGUAGACAUGGCCAUAAUCUGCACCGUCACUGCCGUGCAUGCCCACUCUGGGAAGGGAGGUAUUGUGACCAUUUGGACGUGUUCGGAUCUACAGGAUACUGCGCUGAAAGUGGCUAUAUAUGGAAGUAUACCGGUUGAACUAAACUCAGUCAGCCAGGGCAGCGUCAUCGCCGUGCUGAACCCCGACCUGAACGAUCACGCCAGAGACUACAACUACAGGAGCAUAUCGAUAAAGCACUGUGACAACGUGCUGCUGAUAGGGGAAGUCGACGGCCUUAAGUUUUGCCAAGGUGUCACUGCGAAGGGUGCCAGCUGCAAGAACCUCGUGUACACCCACCACCAGGGCGACUUCUGCAAGUUCCACCUAAAGGCAGCGUUCGCCAAACCUAAGCCGAACAAGAAAAUGACGACCGUGGACUCGGCGGAUAUGCUCAAAACUGUGCACGAACGCCUCGAAAAUAAUCAAAAGGAGGCGGGAAUUGAGCACUUUGUGUUUAAGCCAGCCGAGCCCCCCCACCCAACCGCUGUGCUCUCCAAGCUCGCAGGCUUAAACAGCCUGGUGCACAAGGUCACACAGAAUCGCAUGAAAACCUCUGCAUCUGCGCACAUUACUGUGCCGGUAGGUGUUCAACCCAACAAAGGGCGGCCAAAGGAUGAGUCAAUAAACCGAACCAAGGAAUUCGAGGCCGCAGUUCGGAAUCUAAAGUCGCUUAUGCAUGCAGGGCAGAAGGAAAGCAAGAAAAUCCUCGGUCUCCUGCAGCUCAUCGCCAAGUACAUUCACUAUGUCGACAGGGACGCCGCCAGGAAAAGCCCGCUUUUGAAAAUAUGUUCGGACUUGCUCGAGCACCCCGUCGAUGGAGUAGCCAUAGAGAGCCUGAAACUACGCCGGGAAUUCAGGAGAAUCCUCCACUCGCCCAUUAAGGACAAUUCUACACCUACAUAUCUAGUAGAGGUUAAGCGGCCAGAAGGCAAGCAGGUUGCAAAUGACCGCGCGACUGACAAAGAUCUGGACAUCAUCAUGUCAGCCGCAUCUGAGGUAGACUCUUACGUCGAGAAGGAAAACGUAGAGACCAUGAAACGCAAGCUGGUCACACUGGAACGCAUGGAUAAGGCGGAAGAAAUGAAGAAGGCCGUUAAGGAGAUCGAAAUUACGGCCUCUUACUGCCACGAUUGUAACAAGUGGACCGAGUACCCAAACCCGGUUUGCAAGCGCGAGGGACACACCUGCUCGUCCAAAAAGUGCAAAAAAGAAUAUCACCUGUGUUUGGAACCUUCGUGUGGAUACCGAUACUUCUCCCUUAAUGGACAGAAACCCCCAUCGUGCCCAGGGUGA